GCAAGAUGCCGCAUCGGAAGCCGUCGGGUUACACGACAGCGGCUACCCACCGACGCCCAAAGCCGCCGACGGAAUAUUGAAACAUGCCACCAUACUCAACAAACCCGAACCCUGGAAUCGAAACCGACCAUCCACCAUCCCUAGGUAGCCAUGACCACCAUGAUGCGAUGAUGGUGGCGACCCUUUGUUAUCUGACGAAUCAGACCGGAAACGGACACUUUUCGGGACGAAGAUGAGCGAGUGCCUCGAUCCGUCGCCGUCUUCACCUUCACCCUCCUCCUAUGAUGCUGUGUGAUAAUGCCAACCCCAGUUCCGUCAUGCACCCGUCUAGUUGGACGGCUCUCGGUCUUUGUUGAGACCGGCCACUUCCGCUGCCUUCAUUGUCCCGGGUCUCUAAGGAGAUGGAGGUCGGCGACGUCAAACCAGCUCGCCGGAGGUCAUGCAAAACUGCAGUCAUGGCGCCACGAAAAUGGCUUCAGUCUGCAAACAUAUCUGCCCCUUGAUUCUCGACCACCGGGCAUUCACAAAGCCAGAAUCACAUCCAAUACGUUGUAUAUGCACUCCACAUCACAUAUACAAGUGACAUCCAAUCCCGUUCAGAACAGACCUCCCGUGCAGCCGCUCGUACCCCCAACCAUCACCAUGGAACCCAUCGUCCAUACCGUCUUUGAGUCGCAAACCUCGACCUGGCAGUACAUCGUAGCCGACCCUUCCACCAAGACCGCCGUUAUCAUCGACCCCGUUCUCGAUUUUGACCCGGCCCGCAACGCCAUCUCCACCAAGUCCGCCGAUGCCCUGCUCGCCUUGGCCAAGGAGGAGGGAUACAUCGUCGAUUACCUCCUCGAGACACAUGCCCACGCCGACCAUCUGACAGCGGCAAAGUACCUCCAGAGCCGGCUUUCCAAAGAAGGGAAGAAGCCCGACAUUGGUAUAGGGAAGCGGAUCGCCGGGGUUCAGGAGCGGUUUGCGAAGCGAUAUGGUAUCGCGAGGGAGGAGUACGAGGGGGCCUUUGACAAGUUGCUAGAGGAUGAUGAGAUUUUCCACGUCGGAGAACUGGAAGCCAAAGCCGUGCACCUGCCUGGGCACACGCCGGAUCAUAUGGGGUAUUUGAUUGGGAAAAACAUCUUUUGCGGUGACUCAAUUUUCAACUCGGACGUCGGCUCCGCUCGCUGCGACUUCCCCGGAGGCGACGCCAACGACCUCUACCAAACAGCCACCAAACUCUUCACCCUCCCUCCGGCCUUUAAAAUCUACACCGGCCACGACUACCCCCCCAAAACACCGCGCACCGCCCCGCAAGCCUCUUCAACCGUGGCCGAGCAAAUGACGCAAAACAAGCACCUCAAGUCAGGCACAUCCGAGGCCGACUUCGUAAGCUGGCGGACCGAACGGGACGCGGGGCUGGCCGAGCCCAGACUGAUGCACCAGGCCCUGCAGGUGAACAUCCGCGCGGGGAAGCUGCCGGGCGAUGGACUGUUGCAUGUGCCUGUCAAGGUGGAGGGGUGGUGACUCAGGGUAAUCAAGUUGUAAGACACCACCACCAGCCAGCACACCAGCACACCAGCCACCAUCAGCAGUGGCGAUGUGUGUGUGUGUGUGUGUGUGUCUGUGUGUGUGAUGGUUCCACGGGCGUGGAGUUAGUUUACCACACAUCUUUACCCAAAUUCCCAAUAU
Messenger RNA from Chaetomium fimeti, 1674 nucleotides. RefSeq names its product beta-lactamase-like protein. Bases 298 to 1509 code for a protein of 403 amino acids. NCBI's taxonomy places the organism in Eukaryota, Fungi, Ascomycota, Sordariomycetes, Sordariales, Chaetomiaceae. The transcript has 3 exons. The record is from RefSeq and is a predicted model, not a curated record. Gene Ontology annotation, biological process: hydrogen sulfide metabolic process; glutathione metabolic process. Gene Ontology annotation, molecular function: sulfur dioxygenase activity.